UACCUUUGGGGUCCUGGUUGAUUUUCCUAGCAAAUCACAGAUUGUGUGACUCUAAAUAUGGAAUCCAAGUUUUCUGAAUUUCAAGAAAAUAAGGACCAAGAUUUCAGCAACUAGCGCCCCUGCAAAACUCAGGGGUCCAACAGAGAAGAGGCUGUCCAUGGGGUGCCCACAGGCCCCUUCCUAUGCACCAGACACUUUGCAGCAGGAAAAAAAAAAAAAAAAGACUAUCCCUCCCGCGGCCGCCCUGAGCCCCUGCCCGGGUGUCCGCUGCUUGGACACAGCUUGAGCCACCUGGACACGGCGGCCGGCGGGACCGCGUGAUGGAUGCGGCGGCAAGGCUCCGGGCUGUGGGCGCGGCGUCCCCUCGGCUGCAGUCUCCUCGGCGGUCCCCUCCGCGGCCCCCUCCCCAGCCCCUGCCCGAGCAGCCGGGCAGCCGGAGCAUGCGCCGUGCGCCGGCCGGAGGCGGCGGGGAGGCAGCGCGCAGCACUCGGGUCCCCUUCCUGCACCCAGCCGCCAGUUGCCGGUUGCUAAGCAGUUAUCAUUGUUUCUGUGGCGAUUGCAGAGGCUGUUGCUAAUUGGAGAAGCCCCACUAAGCAACAGCAUCUUCCCCCUUCCGAUCCUCUCCCUGCUGUUUGCAUUUAAAAAAGAGCUGGUCUGCCCCUUCUACCACCCCCACCCUGCCCAAAAUAGCCUUGGGAAUUCGGAAGUAUGGACUAAAAAGCACACUCCUUACCUGACCGGAUUCUGGUGGCUCCAAACUCAGCGUCAGAUCCCACCUGCCCCCGGUGGUGGUGAGCGCCCUGGACAGACCAUGACUACCGCUAAGGAGCCCAGCGCUUCAGGGAAAUCCGUGCAGCAGCAGGAUCAGGAGCUGGUGGGGAGUAACCCUCCACAAAGAAACUGGAAAGGAAUCGCAAUCGCACUGCUGGUGAUUCUGGUCAUCUGCUCCCUGAUUGUCACAUCGGUCAUCCUGCUGACCCCAGCGGAAGAUAACAGUCUGUCUCAAAAGAAGAAGGUCACCGUGGAAGAUCUCUUCAGUGAAGACUUCAAAAUCCACGAUCCCGAGGCGAAGUGGAUAAGUGAUAAAGAAUUCAUCUACAGAGAAAAGAAAGGAAAUGUGAUACUGCAGAACGUUGAAACAAAUAUUCCUACUGUGUUAAUAGAAGGCAAAAAAAUUGAAUCGUUAAGAGCCGUCAGAUAUGAAAUAUCUCCAGAUAAGGAGUAUGCACUUUUCUCAUAUAACGUGGGACCAAUCUAUCAACACUCCUAUACAGGAUACUAUGUCCUCAGCAAACUUCCUCAUGGGGAUCCUCAAAGUCUGGACCCACCAGAAGUCAGCAAUGCAAAACUUCAGUAUGCAGGAUGGGGCCCGAAAGGCCAACAGCUGAUAUUUAUAUUUGAAAACAAUAUCUACUACUGCGCACACGUCGGGAAACAGGCCAUCCGAGUGGUCUCCACGGGGAAGGAGGGUGUCAUUUACAAUGGCCUCAGCGACUGGCUGUAUGAAGAGGAGAUCUUGAAGACCCACAUUGCACACUGGUGGUCUCCGGAUGGCACAAGGCUCGCCUACGCCACCAUCAAUGACUCCCGUGUCCCCCUGAUGGAGCUCCCCACCUACACUGGCUCCGUCUACCCCACGGUGAAGCCCUACCACUACCCCAAGGCCGGCUCUGAAAACCCCAGCAUUUCCCUACACGUUAUCGGCUUAAAUGGACCCACUCAUGACCUGGAGAUGAUGCCGCCUGAUGACCCACGAAUGAGGGAGUAUUACAUCACCAUGGUGAAGUGGGCGACCAGCACCAAGGUCGCGGUGACCUGGCUGAACCGGGCACAGAAUGUGUCCAUCCUGACCCUCUGCGAUGCCACCACGGGGGUGUGCACAAAGAAACACGAGGAUGAAAGUGAAGCUUGGCUGCACAGACAGAACGAAGAGCCGGUGUUCUCCAAGGAUGGCCGGAAGUUUUUCUUUGUGAGAGCCAUUCCCCAGGGAGGCCGAGGAAAAUUCUACCACAUCACCGUGUCUUCUUCCCAGCCCAACAGCAGUAAUGACAACAUCCAGUCCAUCACUUCCGGGGACUGGGACGUGACCAAGAUCCUGUCCUAUGACGAGAAGCGGAAUAAGAUCUACUUCCUGAGCACGGAGGACCUGCCGCGGAGAAGACAGCUCUACAGCGCCAACACAGUGGGCAACUUCAACAGGCAGUGCCUCUCCUGCGACCUGGUCGAGAACUGCACCUACUUCAGUGCUUCCUUCAGCCACAGCUCUGAGUUCUUCCUGCUCAAGUGUGAAGGUCCUGGAGUUCCGACAGUGACGGUGCACAACACAACAGACAAGAAAAAAAUUUUUGACCUAGAAACAAAUGAACAUGUACAGAAGGCCAUAAGUGACCGACAGAUGCCUAAAAUAGAAUACCGGAAAAUCGAGGUUGAUGAUUAUAGUUUGCCAAUGCAGAUCCUCAAGCCAGCAACCUUCACAGACACUGCCCACUACCCUUUGCUCCUGGUAGUGGAUGGGACCCCAGGGAGCCAGAGUGUGGCGGAGAAGUUUGAGGUAACCUGGGAGACGGUAAUGGUGAGCAGCCAUGGGGCCGUGGUGGUCAAGUGCGAUGGCCGAGGCAGCGGCUUCCAAGGGACCAAGCUCCUGCACGAAGUGCGGCGGCGGCUGGGCUCUUUGGAGGAGAAGGACCAAAUGGAAGCUGUGAGGACGAUGCUGAAAGAGCAGUACAUUGAUAAAACACGCGUUGCUGUGUUUGGGAAGGAUUAUGGAGGGUACCUGAGCACUUACAUCCUCCCAGCAAAGAGUGAAAAUCAAGGUCAGACUUUCACCUGUGGCUCUGCUGUCUCUCCAAUAACAGACUUCAAACUCUACGCUUCAGCAUUUUCCGAGCGGUACUUGGGCCUCCAUGGACUUGACAACAGAGCGUAUGAGAUGACCAAGGUGGCUCAUCGAGUGUCAGCGCUGGAGGGACAGCAGUUUCUGCUCAUUCAUGCCACUGCUGAUGAAAAAAUUCAUUUCCAGCACACAGCAGAACUCAUUACACAACUAAUUAAGGGAAAGGCUAAUUACAGCUUACAGAUAUACCCAGAUGAAAGCCAUUACUUUAAUAGCGCCUUCCUCAAGCAGCAUCUAUACCGGUCCAUCAUCAACUUCUUUGUGGAAUGCUUCAGGAUUCAGGACAAGCUACCCACAGUCACAACAAAAGAAGAUGAAGAGGAGGACUAGUCACAAGUCAGCUGGAAGCACAGACGUGGCUCUUUCUACAACUAUAUGCAACUGAAGAAUUUCCCUGCCCCUCUCUCUCCCCUUCAAGGGGUGGGUGGGGGCAGCGGUGUUCACGUUCCAUAGCAUGUGUCUCGGAUACUGAAGGCAGCUUUGCUUGAGAAACAAGCUCCUUCCCCGGGUGGAGAUGCGCCAUGGGGCGUGAUGGCUUCCACACUGCCUGGAACAUGCCACAUCAACAACAUCGCCUCCUCCUGGCCCUGCCAUGGCUGGCGCAUCCCACAGCCCCUCCCCCAAGGAACAAAGGAAGGACAGAUGGCAGCAAGGGCUCACUCGGAGCCCACAGGAAACCAGCCCUUAAAUUCAAGCUAUCAAACAGUAGCAUUAAGACCCACCCUCUACAUUAGAGUACUGUGUUCAUGUCCACAGCAUUACACCCUGUCUGAUAUAACUGUGCCAAGCAAACAAAAAGUGGAAGCAAUUAUAGCACAAUUGUUUUAACAGUGUGUGUUCCUCUAUUGGCUUGCUCCUUUCUGUAAUUAGGAGAUCUGACCUCAUAAGGGGCUGCCCCAAGAAAACAGACCCUUUUCUGUACAAAGUACUACCAUAGCUACACUAACGGUUAACCUUAUAGAAUUCAUUCUUAUUUUUCUGUGCUUUGGAAACUUCACACUCCAUUGUCUCUGGUCAUUGGUUGGUUUUUUUGUUGUUAUUUUUUUUGCUUUGUUUGCUUUCUUUUCUUUAGUCAAUAUGCACCCGUUGGAUUAAGGGGUAGAUCAGAAGUAACUGCUCUCUCCCCAAGGUUAUGGAGACAUUGCAAACACUGAGGGGGGAACACCCAAUAGGAUUCACUAAAGGAAAAUAUAUAAUAAAAGCUCUCUCCCACUGAACUGCAUUGGGAUAUGGCUGUAUAUUCCCCAUUGUCUACUUACACAUAUACUUCAAACCAUCCUUUUCCUUCUUGAUCAGUUCUUAAGUCUUUUCAGGUGACAUUUGGUUUAAAAAAAAAAAAAAGCGUGGAUUCCACCCCCCAGGUCUGCUGUGUAUGUUCAGGUCACUGGUGUCCUGAAGGGAAGUAGGGGAAUGUGUCUGUCUCCAGUCCCGGGGAUGGCUCACUGACCUUCCUACCAUAAGCCUCAAGGUUGAAGCUGUUCUGCAUUAGCCUUCUGAGAUGCACGCUGACCAAAUGUACAGCCGAUGUUCCCAGUGUAUAUUUCAUUUUGUUGUAUAUAAAGAAAGGAAUGUGUGUCCAGCAUUUGUGCAGUUGCCCGCCACCUCCCACAGCACUAACCUUGUGUUGAGCUUGCAUGUGGACACUCUUUGGCUGAUCUGGACUCUCUAGAAAUGCUAGUUUGAAAUAUAUCAAUGACCAUCAUUUCCUUUUGAGCUUGUUGACAACCUGAAUGUCAGUACUGAUUUCUCCAGCUCCUGUCCUGCUGGGAGUGUCCCUGACAUCCUGUCUGCAGAGGAGAUGUGUCCAUGUCGCUUUUUUGGUGUUUUGGGGUUUUGGUUUCAUCCAUAUGAGCUUUGAACGUCAGUUGUACUUGGGUCGGUUAGAAGAUUUCCUAUUCCAGGACUUUUUGAAGGUGAUGCAUCACUAUCUGUGAGGAGGACCGACCUGAAUGCUACCUGAUCAUGCUUUUGCUGUUUCAAUGGGCUUGACCAACUGCAAAGCCAAUUCGUUCUGAAAGGGGAAGUCAGUUCUGGGCACAAGAUCUGGUCAGAGGGAAGUGGGAUGUGGCAUGGUAGCAUUUGUUCAUCCAUGGAAUAAAACAUUAUUUUACCA
Oryctolagus cuniculus (rabbit) is the source of this 5006-nucleotide messenger RNA. RefSeq names its product dipeptidyl peptidase like 6 (gene DPP6). Gene Ontology annotation, molecular function: potassium channel regulator activity; serine-type peptidase activity. Lineage: Eukaryota; Metazoa; Chordata; Mammalia; Lagomorpha; Leporidae. The record is from RefSeq and is a predicted model, not a curated record. Gene Ontology annotation, biological process: regulation of potassium ion transmembrane transport; proteolysis. Gene Ontology annotation, cellular component: plasma membrane; voltage-gated potassium channel complex.